CUAAAAUAAAACCCCAUUUUGACCGCAACCUCUCUCUAUAUAAACAUUUUGAGUCUCAUCUCUCUCACCAACCCAACGAUUUUCUCUCUCUCUUACGAUUUAAAAAGUUAAAUAAACCCUCUCAACAACAUUGUAAUCUCUCUCUCUCUCUCUCUCUCUCUCUCUCUCUCUCUCUCUCUCUCUCUCUCUCUCUCUCUCUCUCUCUCUCUCUGUUCUUCAACAAAAAUGGCAGAAACAUCAACGUCGUCGCCAUUGAAACGCCAAAGAGAAGAACAAGAACAAGAAAUCAUACCCCAAGAAGAUACAAAGAGACCAAAGCCCUCUUCAUCUUCUUCCUCGUACAAUCAAGUUCAAUGUCUGUUAGAUGAUGCAGAAGUUGAAAAUGAAGCCGACAAUGACUUAACUUCCCUAAUCACCACACUUCAGCAAGAGCAAAACGCUGACGUUUUUGAGAAUCCUACUCUCUCUUCUUCGUCUUGCUCCUCCUCGUCGUCUUCAAAUGAAGAAGAGUACGAAAUCGACAGGGAGAAGGUGAUGAGGCAUCUUCUUGAAGCUUCCGACGACGAACUUGGGAUACCUAACACUGAAAUUAGCGGGAGUAGUUAUGAGAUGACUAAGAAUGAAACUAAUCAGGAUUAUGUUAAUGUGUUUAAUUUAUUAGAUGGGUUUGGUGAUGGGUUUUGGGAGCUUGAGGAUGAAGCUGCUAACUAUUACACGUUGCUGCAGUCAGAACUCUUCAUGUAGAAGUCCAAAAGAGUAAAAUAGGGAAACAAGAAAAAAGAGGAUCAGUAAAAACGGAAAGUAAAGACCAAAUAUGAUGUAGAAAAAAAAUAUAUAUGAUGAA
Eutrema salsugineum is the source of this 844-nucleotide messenger RNA. Its product is annotated as ankyrin repeat, bromo and BTB domain-containing protein DDB_G0293800. The record is from RefSeq and is a predicted model, not a curated record. The transcript has a single exon. The coding region runs from base 226 to 744 and encodes 172 amino acids. NCBI's taxonomy places the organism in Eukaryota, Viridiplantae, Streptophyta, Magnoliopsida, Brassicales, Brassicaceae.